This is a messenger RNA of Mercenaria mercenaria, 9426 nucleotides long. Its product is annotated as CREB-binding protein-like. Gene Ontology annotation, cellular component: histone acetyltransferase complex; nucleus; transcription regulator complex. Bases 401 to 7330 code for a protein of 2309 amino acids. The record is from RefSeq and is a predicted model, not a curated record. Gene Ontology annotation, molecular function: chromatin DNA binding; zinc ion binding; protein binding. Gene Ontology annotation, biological process: positive regulation of transcription by RNA polymerase II. NCBI's taxonomy places the organism in Eukaryota, Metazoa, Mollusca, Bivalvia, Venerida, Veneridae. The transcript is spliced from 27 exons.
AUCAACAGCCGCCAUCUUGGAAGGAAUUGGUCGUGAAAUUCUAAAUUUUAAAGCCGAAAAUACGUAAUAAUUUGGAAGAUAGAUCAUUUUUGAGGCAUUCAGUGAAUCGAUGAAAGUCUAAUCAACAGUUUUAAUUCUACAAAGUAGAUCUUGGACGGAAAUUAACCGAGAUAUGAGGAUAAUUCCAACCGAGAGCCCCGGCUUUGUAUCGUGAAGAGGAGUGCAAUAUAUUUUGGAAAUCCCGAACUCACUUUUUUGGAUAUUAUGUUGUUUGAAAUCUCAGAAUCGAUUCAAAAUGGUUAAAUCCAAAAUUAAAACUGUGCAUUUCUAAUGAUGGAUUGAAAAAAGUGUUAUUAAUAAUUUGGUUAUUUCGGAAAUUUCCGAUUCCAAAAAAGAAAAAAUGGCCGACGCUGGAGAUGGUCCUCCGAACAAGAGACAAAAAAUUCAGUCGCCCGCACUGACACCAAAUGGAAGUGAAUCAGAAUUCAACUUCCUCCUGGAUAUGGCCAAUGACUUACCAGAUGAGCUGAUGACAACCAGUGACAAUUCAUCUGCACAGAAUGGAACAGAUCCAUCUCAACAUAAUGUUGGAAAUCAGGAUAGUGCGAGUCAAAGACAUCAACAACUCUCACAGCUCUUGUCAAAUGUGCCGACUCCAGCUAGUAGUGCAAAUAGCAGUAUUGCCAAUACCAACAUAGGCAUGAACAAUGCUCUGAACAAUGCCGUUAAAAGCCCCUUGUCAAAUAAUUUACAAUCACCUCCACAUGGACUUGUGCAAAACAAGCCAGGACCUCCGGCAUCUUCUCAUUAUCCAUCAGACAGUAAUACAUUUGUGUCAAGUAGUGCAUCAUUUUCAUUAGCUAACUCAACAUCCUCAUCAAUAUCAUCCAUGUCAAUGCCUAGUUCAAUGUCGAAUAUGCCGGGAAGUAUGAAUUUGAACUCAAUGUCGCAGUUAAGUGUUAACAAUAUUCCCCAUCCACAAAAUCAAAUGAUGAAUGGACCUCAGUAUGCCAUGAAUGGCACAGGAGGCGUACGGCAGCCCCAGGUGCGUGGAAUGAUGAUGCAAAACCAAGGCAUGCAGCCGCAAGGUAUGAACAAUAUGGGCAUGUCUCAGCAGAAUAUGAUCGGCGGUUUGAACAAUGCGCAGAUGUCACGGCAGCCCAUGGAUCACGCUGGCAUGAUCCCAAGUUCACAGCAACAGAUGAUGAAGCCUAAUGGACCAUUGGGUGGAGGUGGCGGGUUUACAGGCUAUAAUCAGGUACAGGGUACAGGGCAUCAGCUACCGGUGCCCUCGUCUAACUACAAUACAAACACAAACAACAACAAUCCCUCUACCGUUCUCUCGUCUAUGUCCUCUCCACCACCGCACAGCAUGCCUGCCCAUAACCCUAACACUCAACAGGUUCCGCAGACGCAACCAGUGCCCCAUACUGGUGUUCCCGGUCCACCAGGGGCUCCCGGUCAGGCUGCAGCCACUCAACCGCAGUCUGCAGAUCCUGAGAAACGCAAGCUGAUACAGCAGCAGCUGGUGUUACUGCUGCACGCACACAAGUGUCAGCGCCGUGAACAGAAUAAUGGAGAAGCUUGUUCUCUUCCACAUUGUAGAACAAUGAAGAAUGUUUUAAAUCAUAUGACAACUUGUAAUGCUGGAAAAUCAUGUCAAGUUGCACAUUGUGCGUCAUCAAGACAGAUCAUUACACAUUGGAAGAACUGUACACGGCAGGACUGCCCUGUAUGUCUACCUUUAAAACAUGCGUCUGAUCGUCAGAAACAGCCAGGCGGUAAGCUGAAUAUCGUGUAUCCAACUGAAGCAGGGCCUCAGCAGACGAAUACAACUGCAAAUACAGGGCCUCCAAGUGCAGUUAACCCUGUAGGACCACCUGCAGUACCUCCAGGAAUGAAUGAUGCCCAACUUCAGAAGGCUUAUGCUGCCCUUGGGCUACCAUACAAUGGGAAGCAGGCCUCUAGUCUUCAAGCCAAUCCAAACAGAGCUCCAAAUAAUAGUCAAGUGAAUUUAGGACUGAAUACGGCAGGUCAAAACACAGCCAGUCAGUUGUUGGGUAACCAGAACAACCCGAUGAAUUCUAUACUGAACACAAGUAGUGCAUUGUCCGGUAAUGAUGGUCUGCAGAUUAUUGCCCAGACAAACCGAGGAACGAAAGAAUGGCACCAGAGUGUCACACAAGACUUGAGGAACCAUCUUGUCUAUAAAUUAUUUGAUUGCAUAUGUAGGGUGCAGGCCAUUUUCCCCACACCGGAUCCAGCUGCUUUGAAAGACAGAAGGAUGAACAAUUUGGUAGCAUAUGCAAGAAAAGUUGAAGGCGAUAUGUAUGAAACAGCCAAUAGCAGGGAGGAGUAUUACCACUUCCUGGCGGAGAAAAUUUACAAAAUUCAGAAGGAACUUGAAGAGAAGAGAAUACAGCGCCGAGAACUUCAGAAGCAACAGUUACCUGGUGAUACAACUGGUGCUGGAAUCAGACCACAAACCAAUGGUCCUAUGUCCAAUCCAUUGUCAACUAUUGGCUUGCCAGGUACCGGCAAUGACCCAUUUGGAAAUCAGCCAAAUAUGGUGACGCCGAAUGUAGGUCCAAGGAUGCCAGGGAUGCAGGCACCACAUCCUAGGUCUACACCACCUUUGAUUAAUAUGUCUGGAAAUCCAAACCAGAUGAAUAUUGGACUGAACACGAGUCAGUUUGACACACUGGGUACAAGGAUGCCAGGUCACGUGAUGAACCAGCAGCAGCAGCAGCAACAGCCCCAGCAACCACAACAGCAGCUGCAGCCACAUCUUCAGCAGCAUCAGCAAACCUCAAACCCUAACCUAAUGGCCGGCAAAGGGCCGCGUGGCAUGUCCCCACAGGUACAUCAGGGGCCAAUGGGAUCGACUCAGUCGCAGAUCCAGCAGUCCCUUCCCGCAAGUAGUAACUUGGCAUCAAUGGCUAGUCGGUCUUCUACGGACACUCUUGUCUCAUCAGUACAGUCAUCAUUGGCAACUACAUCAUCUAUUCAGACCAGUUUUGGCAUGGACCCACUUGCAUCUUUAAGUGGAAGCCAAGAAAAGAAAAUCAAGUUAGAAGGUACAAUGGAUGUAAACACCCAGCCCCAGACGUUGUCAGAGGUGUUGUCAUCACCUAACCCGGCAUCCUCUGAACAGGGACCGACCAUGUCAACAACAUCUGUAGUCACAUCUUCAUCAUCUUCCAGUGCCAUUACUAGCACACCAUCAAAUGCCAUGGACAUCAAACCUGAAAUUAAAUCUGAAAUUAAAACAGAGGUAAAACAGGAGCCAGGAAUGACAGAUGUAAAACAAGAGAUACCAAGUGUUGAUUCUGCUGCUGUUACCACUCCCAAAACGGAGCCAAUGGAUGGUAAUGAUGACAUUAAACCAAGUCCCAUGGAUACGAGUCAGGGCAGCACUACACCAGUGCAGUCUCCUGCACCGCCAAAACCUAAAGCUAGAAAAAUAUUCAAACCAGAUGAGUUGAGACAAGCUUUGAUGCCAACAUUAGAGAAGUUGUACAGACAAGACCCAGAGUCUCUACCAUUCCGCCAACCAGUUGAUCCUGUAGCCUUACAAAUACCAGAUUACUAUGAGAUAGUGAGAAAGCCGAUGGAUUUGUCUACAAUAAAACGUAAACUGGACACGGGGCAGUACAAAGAUCCCUGGGAGUAUGUUGAUGAUGUUUGGCUGAUGUUUGACAACGCCUGGGUCUACAACAAAAAGUCUUCUCGUGUAUAUAAAUAUUGUACUAAGUUAUCCGAAGUAUUUGAACAGGAGAUUAACAGUGUGAUGCAGUCAUUGGGUUACUGUUGUGGUAUCAAGCAGUCAUUCAGUCCGCAGGUGCUUUGUUGCUAUGGUAAACAACUGUGCACCAUUCCAAGGGAAGCCGUCUAUUACAGUUAUCAGAACAGAAAGAGGGAACUUCUGUCUGAUAAAUACACAUACUGUGAGAAGUGUUUCCAGGAGAUACAGGGUGAAGAAGUGGAGCUCAUGGAUGACCCUACACAGCCAUCUGUGAAAGUACCAAAGGAUCAGUUCACAAAACUUAAAAAUGAUGUGCUAGAAAUGGAACCGUUUGUAGAUUGUGAUGAUUGUGGGAGAAAACUACAUAAAAUUUGUGUGCUACAUUUUGAACCUAUCUGGAACAAUGGGUUUACAUGUGAAAAUUGUUUAAAAGCAAAAGGAAUGAAAAGAAAAGAGAAUAAAUAUUGUGCAAAACGAUUACCUGGUUCAAAGUUAGGUAACUAUUUAGAGAAUCGCAUCAAUACAUUCUUAAAGAAGAAAGAUGCCGGUGCUGGUGAAGUGUCUAUAAAAGUGCUAUCUAGUUCAGACAAACUUGUUGAGGUCAGACCUCUCAUGAAAACAAAAUUUGUCGAUACUGGUGAGUUUCCAGAACAGUUUCAGUACAAAGCUAAGUCAAUGUUUGUAUUUGAAGAAAUUGAUGGAACUGAUGUAUGUUUCUUUGGUAUGCAUGUCCAGGAGUACGGCUCAGAGUGUCAGUUUCCAAAUACCAGACGAGUGUACAUCUCUUACUUAGACAGUGUCCAUUUCUUUCAACCCCGGCAGCUUAGAACAGCAGUAUAUCAUGAGAUUCUCAUAGGCUACUUAGAAUAUGUCAAGUCCCUCGGAUAUGUGUGGGCCCAUAUUUGGGCAUGUCCGCCAAGUGAAGGAGACGAUUAUAUAUUUCAUUGUCAUCCUCCUGAAAUGAAAAUUCCGAAACCGAAACGUCUACAGGAGUGGUACAAGAAAAUGUUAGAUAAAGCACUUAUUGAAAGAAUUGUUAUAGAUUAUAAGGAUAUUUAUAAAGAUUCCAUAGAAAAUAAUGUACUGAAAGUGUCUGACCUGCCAUACUUCGAGGGUGAUUUCUGGCCAAACGUUCUUGAAGACAUUAUAAAGGAACAAGAGGAGGAAGAGAAGAAGAAACGAGAAGAGGAAGAAGCCGCUGCUGCUGAAGCUGAAGGCUCGGCUGGUGCCGAUGAAGCUGAAGAAACUACUGCAGUGGAUGCACAAGGGAAGAAGAAAGGCAAGAGUCAGAAGAAGAAAAAUAACAAAAAUAAGAACAAUAACCGAAAGGCAAACUGUAAGAAGCUCAAUCUCCCUCAUGGUGGCAAUGAUCUCACUACUAAAUUAUACUCUACCAUGGAGAAACAUAAAGAGGUUUUCUUCGUAAUCCGACUUCACACUCAACAAGCCGCUGCCAAUCUACCCCCAAUUCUUGACCCAGACCCUCACAUGAGCUGUGAAUUAAUGGAUGGUCGAGACGCACUACUUACACUUGCUAGAGAUAAACAUUAUGAAUUCUCAUCGUUACGGCGAGCCAAAUAUUCCUCUAUUGCUCUGCUGUAUGAACUGCAUAAUCAGGGAAAAGAGAGUUUUGUAUACACGUGCAACACAUGCGAGGCCCAGGUUGAGACUAGGUGGCACUGUACAGUUUGCCAGGACUUUGACUUGUGCAACACCUGUUACCAACGAGAUGGCCAUCAGCGAGAUGGCCAUCAUCACAAAAUGGACCGUCUUGGUUUUGAUCUCGAUGAUGGGUCAUCAUCUGGAGAUAAACAAGAUCCUCAGGAAAAUCGCCGCCAAUCUAUUCAGCGGUGUAUUCAAUCAUUGGUUCAUGCAUGUGGGUGUAGAGACGCUAAUUGCCGCCUGCCUAGUUGUCAUAAGAUGAAACGUGUUGUGGCGCAUACAAAAGUAUGUCGCAAAAAGACAAACUCGGGUUGUCCAAUUUGUAAACAACUUAUUGCACUGUGCUGUUAUCAUGCGAAACAUUGUAAUGAACAAAAGUGUCAAGUGCCAUUUUGUCUUCAAAUUAAGCACAAGUUGCGACAGCAGCAGCUUCAACAUAGGUUACAACAGGCCCAAUUGAUGCGACGACGUAUGGCGACGAUGCAGAGAAGCCAGAAUCCCGCACCUGCCAUAUCUCAGGCUAGUGCUGCGCCAACACCUCCAAUGGCUGGUAAUGCCGGUGGAGGUAAAUCAGCAGGCGGUCCUCCACCAGCAGCCAUGCAGGCGGCUCUCGAAGCCCAGGAAGCGGCUCAGAGGCAAGCAGGAAGCAUGGGUAAACCUGGAAUAGGAGCCAUGCCUCCACCUAAAGCCAAACCACAGGUUACGACUGUAGGGGUGAUGCCACAAGCCAGCAUGACUCAGCAGUGGUCUCAGCCAACUCAGCAGAUGGCACAGCCACAACAGCAGCCACCCCCUCAACCUCAGACCAUGGCACAGUCUACAAUACCGCAGAACUUCCAGCAGAAUCAACCAGGAAUGGCCCAAAUGAGGCCCAUGCAACCGAUACAGCAGCGCAUGCCUGGGCAGAACCCAGGUAUGGUGAACAUGAACCCUGGUGUAGAUAUGAACUCUGGUAUGACAGUCAAUAGACAAAUGUUACAGAGGCCGCAGGGUCAGGGGGCACCAAACGAGGCCCUAGAGCAACUUCUACGUACAUUGAAAUCUCCAACAUCACCUCAACAACAACAGCAGGUGAUUUCCAUUCUCAAGGCUUAUCCCCAACUGAUGGCAGCUUUUAUCAAACAGAGGAAUCCACAGCCUGGUCAGAUGCCGCCCCGCCCACCUAAUCAACAAAUAGGUAUGCCCAACAUGCAGCCGCAGAACCAGACAUUAACGCCACAGCAGCAGCAGGAGAUGCUGUGGCAGCAACGUAUGCGACUGCAGGCCCAUCAGCAACAAGCUCAGCAACAACAACAACAGCAACAACAACAGAUGGGUCAGCAGCAGCAGAUGGGCAGUCAUUUUCCUGGUACAUUUAACCAAGUACAACAACGAAGUCAGAUGCAGCCAUAUGGGCAGCAGAGAUUCCAGAAUGACAACAUGCAGCAGUAUCAGAACCCGAACCACCAAAUGAUGCAACAGGUUCAACAACAACAGGCACAAUUAAAACAACAAAUGGUGGGUGUGGCAGGGGGUCAGCCUGUCAAUCCGCAACAGAUGCUAUCACAGCAAAAUGUCAACUCGAAUAUAAUGCAACAGGUUCGAUCACCCCCAUCAUCUACGUUACAUCAGACUGUUCGCUCGCCACAACCCACCCCAUCACCGCGCCAGCAGCUCAAUCCGUCGCCACGUCAACCCCAAAUGUCACCCCAUCACAUACCUCCGAAUCAGUCACCACACCCUAAUAUGCAGGGUGCGGGUGCACCCACAGACUAUAAUCAAAUGAACUCGGAUCAGGUGAUGUUACCCCAGUUACAAUCUCACAAUAGUGUGCCUCAAGUGCAGAACACGGGACUUGAUAUAGGUCAUAGUUUACCGCAGGACACUGAAGUGAAUCAGUUGGCGCCACAAGACCAAUUAUCACGGUUUGUGGAGACGUUGUAGCAGGAGUGAUACUAGAGCUUAUGUAAUUAAUUCUGUAUGUGACUGUGUUAACUUAAUCAGUUGUUCAAGGAUUUACGGACAAAAAGUCGUUGAAAAUGUGUGUGUUUUGUGGAAUAAUUUAAGGCUGAUAGAUAUUUCUUGUUUGUGUAAUGUAAAAAAAAUAAGAUAUAUAGAGAUUGUUUCCAUUAAUUUUCAGUUUUUCAUUUUAUGUUCCCAGACUUGAACAAAAAAGUGUAUAUGUCUUUAAAAGAGCUUGUAUGUAUGUAUAGGUUAAUUACAAAAGUCUGUGAGAAAAUGUAUAAAAGAAGAUUCUAUUUUUAGUUACUGAAGUGUACAGAAAUUUCAUUUCAAGAAAAGUCCAUUUUAUAAAUAUUCAUGUCAUUUAAGUAUGAUUAUUAUUGAUAUAUUCGUACAUUCACAAGUCAACCAUUUCCAGCAUCGAUCAUUGCAAGCCGUCAGAUGUUUUCUCCCCGACUGUCGUUUAAUCUAUUUUCACAUGCUCAUUACUGUGUAGAUAGAUCAGUGUAGUUUUGUUUUUUGUAUGGUUUAUCAAGCGUUUGAUGCUUUUUUAGUAAUUAGGUGAUGAAACAAGAUGGUGUUUUACUGAAUUUCGGGCGUCCAUGCUUUUCAAAUGUUAAAACUUCCUGUCUUUUUACAGUUUUUUUUACUAUUUUGUUCGAAAAGGGGUCUGUGUAUGUAUUGUAUACAUAAUUGGGUUAACAUACAAACUUAAACAUAUGCAUUUCUUAUUUUCACGCAUUUCUGUCUGUGUACUUGGGUUAUUCUGUAAUGUUUUUCCUUUUAUUGAUCUGACUAGGUUUAAUAAGGUUAUAUAUACAUGCUCAGACGAAAGCAAAAAGUCAGAAUGACAUGGCUUGUACAAGUUUUAAACCUGAAUUGUAGAAAUUUUCCAAGUUGUAUUUUCGUUUAUGAUGACUGGUAACUUUUUUUUGUCAUAUUUUUGUAAAGGUGUUAGACAACAUCAUUUGAUAAAAUAUUUCCGAAGGUGUUUUUAUCAGGCAGAAUCUGUGAUGAUUUUUUGGUCAUAUUUAUAGAUGAAAAUGUUUUCCAUGCAUAAUGAUGAAAGCUAGAGUGACUGAAAUUAUUACUGUAAGAAGUAUAAAUUCCAUGACCUGUGUAUAACAUUGUCGGUAUAACAGUGCAUAUAGACAGGCUCGGCAGGGUCUGAUACAACCACACCCAUCUUAAAGGGGCCGUCGUCCAGAUUUAUGUGAAAUUGUUUUUAAAUAUAGAAAGUGCUUUGAUUAGUUAAUAAUUGUUAUAAAAAGUGAAAACAACAUGAUUUUUGUAUGUUUUAUGCUGUAUUUUACUGACGAAAUCAGUUUGUAAAAUUGCGGAAGGGUUCUUUAAUAGGCAUUGUGAUUGAUUGAAAAUUGUCUGAAAAGAAAAGGAAAAUAGAGGUAUGAAAUACCAUACUCCAAAUCAUUUAAAAUGAAUUUUGAUUUGUAUAUGUUCAAUAUAAGUUGGGUUUUUUUUAAAGAAAUCUUUCUUUGAUGUUUAUCUGGAGGUUUGCCCCUAUAAGAACACCCUUUCUUUAAAAAAGAAACAAACAGAAAAAAAACAACAUGAAAUGGUGCAAUAUUGGUAGAAGAUUAACUUGUUGCAGCUUUUUUUGAGUAGAAAAUUCUUUGUUCUUGGAUUUCCCAAGUUGAUCUUGGUUCUUGCAAACUGUCAAGCUGUGAUUUUAUUAUUUUUUGUUCACUGUAACUUCAGCUAAGCCUGUUGUGUCCUGUCAUAAUAUGUAAAGCAAAAAAAAAGACUGGUUCCUUUAUUUCUAAAUUAUUUAUAUUUCCAACAUUUUUACUGCUAGAAGUAAAGGAACCAGGAUUUGGAAAAAAAAACCCUGUUGACCCUAAACCAAAGGACCCAUAUAGGGUUUUGCUUGUUUGUAAAGUUUUGUAUUUUUGUCAAGAAAUCACAUAACGUCGGGAGUGCUGAUGGUCACUUGCAAAUAAUGUAAAAAAAAUAAACAUUACAUAUUAUAAAAAAUCAUUUUGUUUUAUUAUUUUGCUCAAUUGCUAAUUGAAUGCUAGUUGAUGUACAGUAUCUGUAUAAAAUACACUUGAAACAAAUUA